CGUCCAUCUGCCUGCGAACAACUCGCCAAACAUCUCCACUACGCCGCCAUCACCGCCAUCCUCGUCCACUCCGCUCCUCCAUCACUGAUAAUCCUGUCCCGAUCAGCCAAUAAGUCCAAGCACACCGACUGCAGCUGAAGGCCCGCCACCGCAACUGUUUCCACCCGUGCGCCAGCACUUCACUACUCUCGCACACUCCCCACCAUGGACCGGUUGUCGCGCAUGCUCGCCGCUGCCCAGGGCAUGGGCGGCGGUGGCGGAGGUCCCGCCCAAGAUACUAACAUCAUCGACAAUGCGGAGACGGUCUACAUUUCAUCACUGGCGCUGCUCAAGAUGCUGCGACACGGGCGGGCAGGUGUUCCUAUGGAAGUCAUGGGCCUGAUGCUAGGAGAGUUCGUCGACGACUACACAGUACGCGUGGUGGAUGUCUUCGCCAUGCCGCAGUCAGGAACUGGCGUGUCGGUCGAGGCGGUCGAUCCCGUCUUCCAGACCAAGAUGAUGGACAUGUUGCGCCAGACGGGGAGACCUGAAACCGUCGUCGGUUGGUACCACUCACAUCCUGGCUUCGGCUGCUGGCUUUCGUCCGUCGAUAUCAACACACAGCAAUCCUUCGAACAACUCACGCCUCGCGCCGUCGCCGUUGUCAUCGACCCCAUUCAGUCCGUCAAAGGCAAAGUCGUCAUCGAUGCCUUCCGCCUCAUCAACCCACAAACCCUCAUGCUUGGGCAAGAGCCUCGCCAAACCACCUCCAACUUGGGUCACCUGAACAAACCCUCCAUUCAAGCCCUUAUCCACGGCUUGAACCGCCACUACUACAGCAUCGGCAUUGGCUAUCGCAAGACUGCCCUCGAAGAAGCCAUGCUCAUGAACCUGCACAAGACCGUCUGGACGGAAGCUCUCACCAUGCCCGAUUUCGCGGCGGAAGGCACACGCAACGAGGCGAAUCUGAAGAAAUUGGUUUCGCUUGCUGAAGGCUACGAAAAGCGUGUCAAGGAAGAGACGGAGUUGACUAAGGAUCAACUACGGACGCGGUACGUGGGUAAGGUGGAUCCGAAGAAGCACAUCGAGACAGUUGGGCAAGAGUUGAUUGAGGACAACAUUGUGUCGGUGAGUCGACAGAUGAUCGACAAGGAAGCCAGCGUGCCAAAUGCCACAGCAGAGGGCUUAGGCAGCGCGAGGCUGAAUGGUGCCAAGGGCGCAAAUGGCGCGAACGGGAGUGGUCAGGCGGACGGAGGCAUGGAAGUAGAUGAGGAUUUGUGAGAGCAUCGCGAAGAGAAUUCACGCUGUACUAUACGCAUAGCUCAGGCGCUUCGAGUCAUUGCAUGAGAAGAAGAGACUCUUCCUCUGCUCUGGGGAUACAGCUCCAGAUAGUUCUUCGACUGCCGUCGAAACGAGUAUGAAUUAACGUUACACGGCAAUCGAACACAGUGUUCACGCGCGAUGUUUGACAUGUCAAUAAUGAGAACGAGAGAAAGACCGCUGCGAGGAC
Molecule: messenger RNA, 1489 nt
Organism: Cercospora beticola
Lineage: Eukaryota; Fungi; Ascomycota; Dothideomycetes; Mycosphaerellales; Mycosphaerellaceae
Gene: RPN11
Product: proteasome regulatory particle lid subunit RPN11
Biological process (GO): proteasome-mediated ubiquitin-dependent protein catabolic process; protein deubiquitination
Cellular component (GO): proteasome regulatory particle, lid subcomplex
Molecular function (GO): proteasome binding; protein binding; metallopeptidase activity
Source: RefSeq, a predicted model, not a curated record